Zophobas morio is the source of this 1146-nucleotide messenger RNA. Its product is annotated as glycine N-methyltransferase-like. Gene Ontology annotation, molecular function: S-adenosyl-L-methionine binding; glycine N-methyltransferase activity; glycine binding. The coding region runs from base 126 to 1022 and encodes 298 amino acids. Gene Ontology annotation, cellular component: cytosol. Gene Ontology annotation, biological process: one-carbon metabolic process; protein homotetramerization; S-adenosylmethionine metabolic process. The record is from RefSeq and is a predicted model, not a curated record. NCBI's taxonomy places the organism in Eukaryota, Metazoa, Arthropoda, Insecta, Coleoptera, Tenebrionidae. The transcript has 6 exons.
UGGUACCCACGCCAUCGCAAGUGUCGCACAGCUUCACUAUUUAUAUUUUUUCUGUUGAGAUUAUAUUUGAUUUUUAUUCUCAUUUAUAGUUACAUUUUGUUAAAGUUUUCAUAUUAAUUGUGAGAAUGCCAGCAAUUGAAUUUGAAACGCGUCCGUCAGGAUCAGGACUGAUCGUGAAGGGAGUCACCGAUCAGUAUGCCGAUGGCAAAAUGGCAAGCGUUUACUCCGAGUUUAUUGGGGAUACGAAUAUUAGAACUCAGAAAUACAAAACAUUUUUGCUUGAUUUAUUAAGAAAAAAGGGCUGCAGGAGAAUUUUAGAUGUUGCUUGUGGAACUGGAAUUGAUUCAAUAAUGCUUCUGGAGGAAGGAUUCGAAGUAGUUUCAACUGAUGGCUCUGACAAGAUGCUCAGAUAUGCGUUCGAAACAAGGUGGGCAAGGCGAAAGGAACCGGCGUUUGAUAAGUGGGUUAUUAAACAAGCGAAUUGGGUAGAUCUCUAUGAAACUGUGAAGGACAUUGUAGGAGACGGAUUUGAUGCGGUAAUCUGUUUUGGUAGUUCUUUUGCCCACUUGUUGGAUUCUUUUGGAGAUCAACGUGAACAGAAACAAUCUAUAAGUAAUUUUGAAAAAUGUUUGAAGCCUGGUGGUUUACUUCUAGUUGAUCACAGGAAUUAUGAUCAACUUCUUGAAGGGAAAGCUCCUACGAAGUGUGUCUAUUAUGAAGAUAGCUCUAUUACGAACAUAACAACUUCAGUUUUAUCUGUAAUGGGAAAACCUGCGUUGGUUAUUCGAGAUUACGUAGUCGAAACUGACAAAAAUAAUGGAAAUAGUGUUAAAGCUGACAAUUCCGACACUAAAGUGGACCUGCGAUUAAUAUUUUAUCCACAUAUGAUGAGGGACUUUAGAAAUAUGUUAAUGGAAUUUUUUGGAAAAAAUGCAAUAUACCACACAUUAGGCGAUUUUAAGAAUUUAGAUGAAGUUGAAAAUCCCACUUUUUACAUUCAUAUUGUGGAAAAAGCAAAAUAAUCUCUCCUUUUUUUAAUAUUAAGAAUAAGGAAAUGAUAUGUUUUUCCUUGUUUUAUUAUUAAUAUUUUGUUGCUAUAUUUUGUAUACAAAAUGAGAGAUAAUUAAUACACCAACGUAAACAAUG